AUGGCAAGUUGGACUGGAUGGCAUCAUUCUAGCAGGUGCUCUGCUCUAAUUGAAGCAAGGAGGAGGAAGUUUCUUGAGCUUCACCCAGAAUCAGCCACCAACGAUGACCCGGUUGUGUUUAGGAGCUCCAUCAUACCAUGGUGGGCAUGGAUGAUGAGAUCCUAUCUCCCGGAGGCUGAGCUGAUCAAUGGUCGAGCGGCAAUGGUUGGGUUCUUCAUGGCAUAUGUUGUAGAUGCUUUGACAGGGCUCGGUGUUGUAGGACAAACUGGCAACUUCAUAUGCAAGGCAGGGUUCUUUGUGGCAGUCAUUGCUAUAAUAUUCGUCAGGCAAACCCAAGAUUUUGAGAACUUAAAGAAGCUAGCUGAUGAAGCUACUUUCUAUGACAAGCAAUGGCAAGCUUCGUGGAUAGAUCGAAAUGCAACAAGUGGUUCUUUAGAUCAAACUGGAAAGAAAAUUUAA
Prunus armeniaca (apricot) is the source of this 459-nucleotide messenger RNA. The record is from the annotation of a GenBank genome assembly. NCBI's taxonomy places the organism in Eukaryota, Viridiplantae, Streptophyta, Magnoliopsida, Rosales, Rosaceae.